ACCUCUGGACAUUAAGAAACUCCUCGACGACGAUCAUGAAUCCGAUGACCUCGAUGCCGAUAUGACUGUCGCGGAAGUGUUUGUCGAUAACGGUAGAGCACGCCAAGAUAUGUCCGACCAGCGGGGUACCGUUCGUGUGAUACAGAAGCCUGGUCAAUAUGCCCCUGUGCGGUUCCCCUCCGUCACCCAGGACUGGGAUGCCGCUGCGCAGAACUUUGAGCGCCAGAUCCAGGUCAAGAAGGAGGCUGUUAAGAAGGCGAUGGAUCAGAUUCCGACCAUCCAUGAAGAGGAGGGUAAUGAGUAUUCGAAUGCUGGCUCUGCUAGUGCACGGUCGUCUGCGUGGAGUCCCUAUGAGAACCGUCGGUCAGAAAUCCCCGUUUCGUCUGUCGAAAAGGAUGAAGUUCCAGGCUCGCCUGCGCCUUGGGAGAAGAAGCCGGUACUGCAUGAAGAGGAUUCUCAGAAUCAGGUUGGCAGCAGUAUUGCAGCUACACCUUUGCAUAAGCGUAUGCAGAGCCAGGAAUUAGGGGAUUCCCCAUCGCACACCCCGACGCCUGAAGAGCGCACUGCAUCUAGACACAGUUCCUCGCAAGGAUCUGCAAAACAGCAGGUGAAGCCCGCAACGGAAGGGCAAGCUAAUAGCUCGCAUGAAAUGGAAAGUAUUGAUGGAUCUCUGUCGCCGUUGAGUACUCGGAAACCACUCCAACGUCGACAAGUACCUGAAACCCAGCCGCCAGCCCCGGUCGUUAAUGUUGACAGUGAGAGCGAGAGCGAGAGCGAGAGCGAGAGUGAAGACGAGACAGGAGACGAAAAUGACGAGAACAUGUCUCCCCCAUCUGCUCAGAAGAACAAGCUCCAGAACGGCGAUGUCGAUAUGCACGAUACGGUGGAACCUACGCAGGAACAGCCGCAGUCCAGCUCGCGCAAGAGGAAGUUGAGCCAGGACGACUUCGAACCGAGCAAGGAGCCCCGCCUUUCUGAGCCAGGAAGCACACAUGAUACCCCCAAGGGCAACAAGCACGGCACGGUGACAGUUGAGGACUCGGCCAUCCCCCAACCCGACUUUUUGGCCCCUAAUGGUACCCCGGAGAUCCCCAGCAGCGCCCCUACUAUUCGCCGUGGCUCAGUAUCGCUUGCCCCAUACUCGACGCCGUCGAAGGCCCAGGCCCCCCUUGACAAGGUCAAAAACUUGCACUCCGCCUUGCGCAAGAGCUCCCCUGCUGAACGACCAUCCGAGCGCCGAUCAGUAUCGUUCGCCGAAUCCGACGAGGUAGUAUUUGCUGGGUCUCAACCAGUGCCAAAGUCGAACCCUCAGAGUACCUCGAAAGCUCACGCCAAGGGUUCAGACGCCAACCGGAGGACAUCCGAUCCAAGCUCUAUGGUCUUCCCUGCUUCUGUGCCCAAAGAGCGGCUGGACCAGCUCUUGGAAGAAGCAAACAGGAAAAUCGAGCAGGAUAAGCAAUACGAAGAGGAGUUGCAGGCUAAAUUACAGACCGCACGCCAGCAGAAAGGCAGUGCUGCGUAUAUCCGCAAGCUACAGGAACUGUCGGACGCAUGGACGGCUCUCAAGAAGGCCGAAAAGCACCAAAAGACGAAAACGGUAGCUCAGCGUAAGUUCGACUCGCUUCAGAAAGAGGUCCACAAGCUCGAGGCUGCGCAGAAAUCAAAGACAGCUUCUGCCACACCGCAGAAGAAACAGCAGUCUACGACACCACGCUCUCAGCCCGCUGAUGCCGCCAGAUUGCCGACGCCGCAUGACACGAAAGCUGCGAAUGGCACCAAAUCUCCAGCUUCGGAAAGCCGUGCUCAGCCUCAGAAGUCUUCUCCUAUGCAAAUGCGGACCAGAUCAGCUAGCAAGGUGGACACUUCCCCGAAGAUUGCAAGCGAGCCUCAGAGCUCUCUAGUUUCAGACAACCUGGACCUGCCGCCCAUGAGCAGAACCGUUCACAGAGCCGGCUCUUCCAAACCAGAUGGAACACCAGCCCGUGCAAGCACGGUGAAAUCGCCCGAGAAGGCUCCUAAGCCGUCCCCGCAGGCACCGAUCGAGCUGUCGUCUGAUUCAGAAGAGUCUGAGGAAUCCGAAUCCGAAUCAGAGUCGGAGUCGGAGUCCGAGGAUGAGGAAGAGAAGAAGCCUGCGAUCCGUCAAACAGCCUCUUCACCAGUGAAAGGCAACACCGCAACACCCACUCAAGUUUCAGCCUCGCAACCAGCUCCGUCACAGACAUGGGCACGUCCUUCAAGUGCGACGCGCACAACGCGCACGACGCUAAAGUCAUUGAUCCAGAACCAGAAGAAGGAGCUGGAAGCGAAAACGCAGCCGAAACGGGCGGCAAACUCGCUGCCACAGAAGC
This is a messenger RNA of Aspergillus costaricaensis CBS 115574, 2348 nucleotides long. RefSeq lists its product as uncharacterized. The annotation marks the transcript as partial. The record is from RefSeq and is a predicted model, not a curated record. The transcript is spliced from 2 exons. Lineage: Eukaryota; Fungi; Ascomycota; Eurotiomycetes; Eurotiales; Aspergillaceae.